GCCUAACUGGUUAGUAGUUCUACCGAAACGCGACAGAGUGCGCCUAGACUCAGACAAAAUUUAAUACCUUCAUCUGGGUUUUACUGGAGCCAUUUAUCUAUUAAAGUUAUGUAUUAACUAAGGCAAAGCCACGUAAACCUUUCCUUGCUUGCUUGGAACCUACAGCGUGUUACGGUGAUAUUGCUGGCAUGGACUACAUUGGCACUAUGGAGAAGGUUUUGACGGCCUUGAGGCAAUUAACGUCUUUGAUAACUCCACUGUGCAGUGAAAAUGGGGACUCCUUUAUCCACAUGGUGAACAGGUUUGUACAAAACGCCACUUCCGCAUUAGAGCAAAUGGAACAAUACACGAAGAAGCAAUUGAACUUAAUGCUUGGUUGCAUUUUAUCCACCGCAUGGCUGGUUGUACAAAACAUGUCAUCAAACGCGGCUUUUGACGCAAUUAAACGGGUCACUCGGGAAGUCCGAAGUAUGUUCGACGGCCGGAUGCCUGAAUAUAUGGUGCGUGAUUAUGAUGAGCUUGAACGCCUUUUAGCAGCCGCGUCAAAGAAAUUGACAGGCAUCCAGUCUACAUGUAAUUUACUGUUGGGGGAGGUGAUAAACGCUUGCGAUUGUCAAUGGAGAAACCCUAUGAACUUUCGUCGCUUAGAGGCCUGCCGUCUCAGGGCUUCAGCUGAUAUCAGAGACUGCGAGCAAAGUUUGAACAGCGCGCACGAGAUCAUAGAGUUGUUACAAAGAAAAACCUCAGAACAGUUGGUCGAACUUGGCCGGGAUUUGGCUUUUUUUGCAGCCUUCUCAAUAGGUCUUGGUUUUAGUGCUGCCAGAGCCCUCCAGGCGGGAGCCAGGCUGACAGGGGGCAUCUUGAGCUGCGCUGGUGUGGGUGGUGCACUAGCUUGUGUCGCGAUCGGAAAGAAAUUCAGCGACCACUUUGUUGUUUGGGAAGAAGUCAGGAACAAGCGCAGCCAGUACCGUCAAUUAAGCACUCGCCUGGAGUGCCUCAAGGAAACGGUUGAGAGGGAUCUGAAGGCAGGAAUCCUACUCACUAGUAUGCCUGACUUGGAGAAAGCGAUAAUCUUGUCGCUGGCAUUUUUGGUCGCCUUUGGAGGCAUACUGUUCGCCUAUAUUCUUGUUAAAUGAACUGUACAAUGAAACGACAGCAUGUUGUAAGUAGGGUAUGGAACUAUAGGAAGACUUAGCCUUGCAUACGGUGGCUGCGCCCGCAGUACGAACGGCAGUGAAAAACCGAGCUGUCUUACUCAAACGACUCGAUAAUAGUCUUUUUCUUCGCAGCUAACAAAAAAAUAAUAACAAAUAAUAACACAACUAUUUAUCCCACCCGGCGACACUCAACGCGCGCCGAGCGCCGAGGGACGAGUGCCAAACGUUGAGCGAGUUGCCGGACGCGGGCGACCCGGUUUUGGCGACAAAUUAAAAAAGCUUCGAGACACAAAAUGUUUCAUAUUUUUCACCUUUCACAAUCUGAUAUGGUUUUUGCAAUUAUAAAUCCAUUUUCGUGAAUACUCAUUCAAUGUGGUCUUCAGUGAAAAAAGUUGCCCGACGUCAAUGCCUUUCCUGUUAACAUACAUUAACAUCAGGACAGUACAGUAUUGCCCGUCUGCUGAAUCCUGAUUGGUCAAUUCAAAGUUCAGGCCCACCAGCCGUAUGCAAGGAGAAUUCAGAGUUAAAUAUCAAAUAACUACGGUAUUGUCACGUCAGUUUCGGGCUAUCGCUCUUUCAGCAUCAGCUGCCAGUAAUCAUUUGGCGGAUUGGCCAACACACUUUUAUAUAAAUGUCGUAUUUAUCUUGAGAUUUUACCCUGCUUUGCAUGUGUGUUAAGCUUUUAAGUGGGUUGAUACUAUGAAAAUAAAUUGAAUUCGGGGUGCAUGGGAGAGACUUCCAUUCUAAAGGAGCAGGAAUGCUUCAAGAUUUCUUGCCUGAUCGAUUCAUUAUAUAUCAUCGUUUAACACAUGGCAGUAUUUCGCCGCCAGGAUAAGAUGUUUUACGUGAAAUGAGAUCCAUUUUUUUGGCAGUAUUAGUUUAAGUUUUAGGAACACUUCCAGCCGUAGAAAGCAGUUAAUUAGUCAGACGUUUUUGAAUGCAGUUGAUAUAAGAAUUGUAUGCAAUUUUCUCUUGUUGUUUGACAUUAAAUAUAACAUUAUGAA
Messenger RNA from Orbicella faveolata, 2161 nucleotides. RefSeq lists its product as uncharacterized. The record is from RefSeq and is a predicted model, not a curated record. Lineage: Eukaryota; Metazoa; Cnidaria; Anthozoa; Scleractinia; Merulinidae.